GGCUGGUCGUGAGAAUGGUGCGUUUCUUAGAUGAACAAAGCAAAUUAAAUUAUUUUAAGUUCAAAGUAGAUAAUGUCGUCUGAGCCUACAAAAGUGGACGUAGAGUACAUUAGUGAGGAAAAACUAUUAAAGGAAAAUAGUGGCAGUCAAUCACCUCUAGCUCUCUUAGCAGCAACCUGUAGCCGACUUGGCCCCGCCAACAUGGGGCCAGAACAGGACAAAGAGCAGCAGCAUUACAGCCCGCAGCAGCAGCAGCAAGCACAACAGCAGCAGCAACAACAACAGCAGCAGCAGCAGCAGCAGCAACAGCAACAACAACAACAGCAGCAACAGCAACAACAACAACAGGUCCAACAACUCGUACAACAAGGCGAAGUUGCGCUCAUACAACAAUAUCAACAGCCUCACUUGAGGGUCAUCAGCACUGCUGUUGUGCAACAGCUCAGAGCGCAAGGGCUGUCGGGCAAUGAACUGUCUGCGGCGAUCGUCAAUGCAGCAAGCACUGUACCUAAUGGUAUACAAGUUCAACAACCCCAGGUGAUUUCGAUGCAGCAGUUGCAGUCCCUCUUGGGCGGAGGUGUCGUCCAGAGUUCAGAUGGCGCCACUUAUCAAAAUGCGUCACAACCCUUACUGCAAAUACACCCACAACUUUUACAGCAACAAGCUGGCAACGUGUACGGUAGUUGUCUCGUGGGGGGCGUCGGAGGGGGCGUGGCUCCAAUGCAAACUGUCACUGUUGACGGACAAGAGGCGCUCUUCAUACCAGCACAACAUGCUCAGAAUUUCUCGGGUAUGGGCCAAGUGAGCCUCGUGAAUGGCCAAUUAGUUCGGACGCCGGUGUUGCCAGCCGGCUUCCUACAAAACGUCAUGCAUUUACCCACAGGUGGGGGCGUGGCUGUCCGCGGUGGGGUGGGCGGAGUCGGGGGCAUGGGCAUGGUGCCUGUUCAAGUGCCCGUGAGCAUGGCCAACGGACACACGGUGUACCAGACCGUACAUGUGCCCAUACACGCGCCGCAUUUGCAGAUUAUACCGCAGUUGCAACAGAUGCAAGCACAACCACAGGUCGCGAACGUGCUGACUCCGUCAGGUCAAAUCCAGCAGAUACAAAUCGCUUCACUUGGCAAUGUUCAGCAAAAUGGCGCUUCACAAAACGCAGUCAACGGCUCCCCCACACCCGCUACUAUAACACUGCAGAUGCCAACAUUGGGCGUUGGGGGGUUAGGCGGUGCGGUCCAAUUGGUCCCGGCGAUGGGACUGCCGGGUGCAGUUCAGUUGGCACAGAUACCACAAGCUCAACCGCAAGCGCAGCAACAGCAAACAGUGUCUAUUGGUCAGCAGAUACAACAAGACCCGAAUGAGCCCGGUAAGUGGCAAGUCGUGACGGUGAGCUCUGGCAGCGGCAGUAAUGGUAACGCUGUUAGUCCAACCACAGAGUGCGAGGCCAGCAAACAGAGGUCCGAAAGCCCCAAUAGUGGGAAGCGGCUGGUCAAACGGGUCGCUUGCACCUGUCCGAACUGUGAUCAAGGAGAAAACCGAAUGGUCGAUCGCAAGAAGCAGCACGUCUGCCACAUUCCAGGCUGUAACAAGGUGUACGGCAAAACCUCGCACCUGCGAGCUCAUCUGAGGUGGCACUCCGGCGAGAGACCCUUCCUCUGCAACUGGCUUUUCUGCGGGAAAAGAUUCACCCGGUCUGAUGAAUUACAAAGACACAGACGGACACACACAGGUGAAAAGAGAUUCGAGUGCCCUGAGUGUAGUAAAAGGUUUAUGAGGUCCGAUCAUUUGGCCAAGCAUGUCCGGAUACACACGAAGAACAGGAUUACUGAGGUGGCAACAUCGACACAGUCCAUGUACUCGGAUUCAGCUGAGGACAGUUGUGAAGAGAAAAUGAUGCUUACAAUAGAAACGAUACACUCCAACGAGAACGAUGAGAAGCUGGUGAUGAUCAGGCCUGGACCUAAGAUGGAGCCGGAUCACGUGGACAGUUAGGACGCGCUUAUCUUGGAUUCCGACCAGGAAUAAGGUCUGAACCAAGAACUGGGAA
Messenger RNA from Pieris brassicae (large cabbage white), 2044 nucleotides. RefSeq names its product transcription factor Sp4-like. The coding region runs from base 73 to 1989 and encodes 638 amino acids. Lineage: Eukaryota; Metazoa; Arthropoda; Insecta; Lepidoptera; Pieridae. The transcript is spliced from 15 exons. The record is from RefSeq and is a predicted model, not a curated record. Gene Ontology annotation, biological process: regulation of transcription by RNA polymerase II. Gene Ontology annotation, molecular function: RNA polymerase II cis-regulatory region sequence-specific DNA binding; DNA-binding transcription factor activity, RNA polymerase II-specific.